AUGACUGAAACAAUUGAAAACUUAAGGGAUUUUAACUAUUUCAAACUAAACACAAACAAACAUGUUUUGGUUGAGUAUAUUUGGAUAGAUGGUACUGGAGAGAGACUGAGAUCCAAAACUAAAGUGUACGAUACACCAAUUAAAAGCCUGGAUGAUGUUGAAUGGUGGACAUUUGAUGGCUCAUCCACUGAUCAAGCAAUUACAAAAUUUAGUGAGAUUUACUUGAAGCCUGUUUGCAUGGUAAGGGAUCCUUUUCGUGGAGACCCACAUAAACUUGUAUUAUGUGAGACAUACAAGCCAGACCGUAAAACACCAGCACGUUUUAAUUUUAGAUGGAUUGCGGAAAAAAUAAUGUAAGAAGCUAGUGACAUUGAUCCUUGGUUUGGCAUUGAAUAAGAGUAUUUUAUGUUGAAGAGAACAGGGACAACCCACCUAUGGCCUUUGGGAUGGCCUGUCGGAGGUUUUCCAUAUCCGUAGGGAAGAUAUUAUUGUUCAAUAGGAGAACGCAACAACUUCGGGAGAGCCUUAUCUGAAGCUCAUUAACGAGCCUGUCUCUACGCUGGACUGAAGUUGUCAGGAAUUAAUUCAGAAGUGGCUCCAUCAUAAUGGGAAUUUCAAAUUGGAAUUGCUCAUGGAAUUGAGGCAGGAGAUCAUUUAUGGUUGGCAAGAUACAUAUUGGAGAGAUUGGGCGAAGAGUUUGGCAUUGAUAUCAAUUAUGAUCCAAAGCCAAUUCAAGGAGAUUGGAAUGGCACAGGUGCUCAUUGCAAUUUCUCAACAACGAAGACAAGGGAAAAUGGAGGUUAUGAAUACAUCAAAGAAUUUAUGUUGCCUCUUUUGGAAAAGAAUCACCAAAAAAUGAUGUUGUUGUAUGGAUUAAACAAUGAAGCGAGAUUGACAGGUAAACAUGAAACUGGAGAAUAUAAUCAAUUUUCUUGGGGUGAUGGAUCAAGGGGAUGUUCCAUUAGAGUACCAAUCAUUACAAAAGAAUUAGGCAAGGGGUAUUUGGAGGAUAGAAGACCUGCAGCCAAUAUGGAUCCCUAUCUUGUAUGUAGUGCUUUGGUUGACGCAACAUGUAUGAAUGGCAAGAAUCUUAUGACUCUUAUUGAAUAAUUUGCUGAAUCAUUAAAGCAAUUAUGA
Messenger RNA from Paramecium tetraurelia, 1137 nucleotides. RefSeq lists its product as uncharacterized. NCBI's taxonomy places the organism in Eukaryota, Ciliophora, Oligohymenophorea, Peniculida, Parameciidae. The transcript has 2 exons. Gene Ontology annotation, molecular function: glutamine synthetase activity. The record is from RefSeq and is a predicted model, not a curated record. Gene Ontology annotation, cellular component: cytoplasm.